Messenger RNA from Bactrocera latifrons, 834 nucleotides. RefSeq lists its product as uncharacterized. The transcript is spliced from 4 exons. Bases 1 to 834 code for a protein of 277 amino acids. The record is from RefSeq and is a predicted model, not a curated record. Lineage: Eukaryota; Metazoa; Arthropoda; Insecta; Diptera; Tephritidae.
AUGUGUUUGGGCGAGUCAUACACUACGGCAUUGCGACGAUUCAAUGCACAAGAACGUCGAUUAGCCAAAUCACCACAAUUGACACCACAGUACGUUGAAUUUAUGAACGACUACGAGAGCCUGGAUCAUAUGAGCGUUGUAGAGAAUCCGAAUCCGAGCGAACCGCAUUAUUUUAUACCACAUCAUUGCGUUCUUAAACCAACAAGUCCAACAACAAAUCUUCGAGUCGUAUUUGACGCCUCCUGUCGAACUACAUCCCAAAAAUCACUAAACGAUAUUCACAUGGUUUAUACUCACUGCGACAUAGUCGAGAUGUACCGGCAAGUAUUAAUGCACGAAGAUGAUCGACUGUUCCAGUACAUUCUAUGGAGGAGUUCACCGACUGAAGACAUUCGCACAUACCAACUAAAUACUGUAAUGUAUGGAUUGGCUGCUGCACCAUAUCUUGCUACACGGAUCAUUAUGCCGCGGUACUAUCCCAAACAAGAGAAAAUAGUUGAUUUCGACAACAUUUUGGAGGCGAUCAAGUCGGUGAAAAUACAUCACAAUAGCGUUCGACAAUCUGCGGCAGCACACAAAAUUCCGAGGACCAACCUAAUGCGUUAUAUUGCAGCAUUUGAUGGUGCGAGCAUCGACGUUACUGCUGCCAAUGCCGAUGUAAUGAAGAAUUUGCUGUCUGAAAGCACGACGAUGGGCACAAAAACACACAACGGUGCUAAUGCCGAUUCGCCAACCAUGUUGCUGCUGGACAACCACGGUUCGCAUUUAUCGAUCGAGGCGAUAGAUUUKKCGUUGGAUCAUGGCAUCACGUUGCUGUCUUUUCCGCCGAAAUGA